AUGGGUAGGCCAUGGUCUAUUAGUGAAAAAGGAAAACUUAACAAUUUCGCCAACGAACAUGGUACCAAAUUGUGGGAUCCGAUCGCAUCUGAACUCGGAAGAACACCUUCAGAUUGCAGAAAACAUUAUUAUGCCCUUAACGAAGAUCAAAUACCUCGUAGAAAUAGAAAUCUACGCGUUCCAAGAAGUCAUCAACCUCUUGAGGACCGUCAACAAAAUAAUAACGCGGAUCCUGUAAAGUUAACAAUACCUCGUCAAUUCUCUAAUAUUUCAAUCAACUUUAUUUUGAAUCGUAAUUACAAAAUGGAGAUCACAUAUAUUUUAGAUGGCGUGUGA
Molecule: messenger RNA, 336 nt
Organism: Funneliformis geosporum
Lineage: Eukaryota; Fungi; Glomeromycota; Glomeromycetes; Glomerales; Glomeraceae
Source: the annotation of a GenBank genome assembly